AUGAAUCCGGAGGAGCUGAUAGACGAGGACGCUUUUGCGGGCGGAAAAAUGAAUGUUAUUCGCAGUCCUCAAGAAGCAGAUAUGAUGAAAAGAAGGAGCCACUUAUUCCUCUUACGACCCAAGAAAGACCCCGAAACGUUGUCUCUCAGAAAAAUGACGGAAUCCUCAUCACCGGAAUUACCCCGAAAACUUCGCCAUGGAUUCAUUAAAUUGGAAUUUCCGGAAUCGACGAAUUCGAGAAAAGAGAUGGAAAUUGUUAUUGGCAAAUUGUUAGCUGGUCUUCCGGAGUCUCUUCAAAGAUAUGGAAUACAAAUCGAACGAGAACAUCCGAUGCAAGUGGUCCAAGAAGAAGAUUGUGAUGCGUGUUUUGAAGUGAAUUAUGAAGUGACUUGUGAGGAAUUCAAGCAUAAUAUUAUCAAUGCAAUGCAACGAUAUAUGGAUGGAUGGCGCCACUGCGUCGCCUACGCCAAACCGACGAUUCUCCUGCACAGUCUCGACUUUUGGAGAACGACAUUACACCUGCAAGUCAAUGACGUCCCACUAUCGGCCAUCUAUUUCGGAAAUAUUCAAGGGAACGCGUUCAUCAAUCAUUAUGAAGUGUCGUUUUGGAAGGAGAACGAGGGAAAAUCGAUUCGACGAAAAACGCCAAUGAACAAUAUUACGGUGGAUUUUGAAUUUGACAAAUGCGACAUGAUUUGUGUCAAUUUUCAAUGCGUUCAAAUUGAAGAGGAUCGAAAUGCGAAUGCGGGUGGUGAUAAGAGAAAUCAGUUCAAUAAGUAUGAUAAUAAGAAUCAGAAGAAGAUGAAGAAGAUGACGGUUAAUUAUCAGGUUACGUAUUUUCGAAAUUAUGAGUUUUCUGAAAUUUCGGAAUUUGGAAUUACUGUAUUUUCGAAAUUUCAGAAAUUUUUGGGCUUUCUGAACUUCUGUCAUUUCCAGGUCCGCUCCAUUUCGAUCCGUCGAAUCAUUGUCGACACCAAUGUCACCGACCGGUACGGUGACCGUACCCGUGUCCAUUUCGAACUCAACUGUCCACCACUCAUUCGUAAGGGAAUUAUCAAUGCAGACCAUGCUGAUAAUCCAUAUGUAAAACCAUUUUAUCAGCGAUGGAAGGUUAUCAAAAAGGAAUGGGAUGGGCAUGGAUGGCCAAACGAGGCAGCAAUCUCGGAUAGCCCCAUUUUUACGGUGGAUUUUGAUCCUAUAGUUCAGGUGCGCAAUUUUUGGAACUUUGAACUCCAUCGCAUCUUGUCACGUCUUCGUGUCCGUACUGGUGUCUCUAUUGAGUUUGGCAUGCUGCCAGCAAUUAGUGUACCCAUGUGCAAACGAUGGCCAUACCAUCGAUGGACCAUCAAGGAUGGCAAGCAGUUGGCAGCGGCGGAUACGGAUGCGCCGAUUUUUAGAGAUUUUUUGGCGGAUCUAUUCCCCAAAAAAUUCGAGGUCAACGACGACGACAAACUCAUCGAUGUGAACGAUGAGCGAAAAUUCUCGAUCACCUACCUCAUCGAAUGCCUUAUCUCGCGUGGAGCCGUCGUCAAGGAUCAGAUAUUGCUCGACGAGCAGCACUGGCGAAGUUUCCUGGGUAUCAUUUGGCGAUAUUACAAAGUCGAUGACAAGUUGUGCGAAUCGGCACUCGAGGAUUUGAUUCAUUUGGUGGAUGGAAGGAAGAGGAUCGGAUCGAUUAUUAAGUGCUUUGACAAAAUCUGCCAAAAACGACAACGAAUGCAACUGAUCAAUUGUCUAUCCGAAUCAGAGAUCCGAUCUGGCUUCCAACGAGUCCGAAAAGUGAUUUUCACCCCGACACGAGUCAUCUACAUCUCGCCAGAAACAAUUAUGGGGAAUCGUGUGCUCCGAAAGUUUGACAAGGACGGCACUCGAGUGAUUCGUAUCACGUUCCGUGAUGAUAACAACAAUCAAAUGCGCGCCAACGACACUGGAGAUCUUCUGGAAAUGACGGCAAACAAGUUUCUUGGAGAAGGAAUUCGAAUUGCGAAUCGUGAAUUUGGGUUUCUAGGAUGCUCGAACUCUCAAAUGAGAGACAACGGGGCGUAUUUUAUGGCCAAGUACUCGCAGAGUCAGUUGGAGAAGUUUUUGAGGACACGACCCAAUGAAGCACAGUUGAAGGCGUUUAAACCACGAAUCAUGGAAGUUAGGAAGCAUUUGGGAAAGUUUGACAAGUUGGAGAAUAUUCCAAAGUUGAUGGCGAGAAUGGGACAGUGUUUUACGCAGAGUCGGCUCACUGGCGUCGAGCUCAAUCGAUCGGACUACAUUCGAAUUCCCGACUUUGAAGGUGGAAAAAAUCUCGCCGGCAAACCAUACACAUUCUCCGACGGUGUUGGAAUCAUGAGCUAUCGAUUUGCGCAAAAAGUGGCCCAUGCGAUGCAGAUGGGAAAUUCGGUGCCCAGCUCGUUUCAGGUGAGCUCUUUUUUUUUUUUCUCGGACCUUACUCAUAUAUUUCUUCAGAUUCGAUUCCGUGGCAUGAAGGGAAUGAUUGCGAUCGAUCCGUACAUGGACCUCAUCCAUCAAUGGAACGUCAGUUACGAUAUCCCAUAUCAAGUUCCGAAUUUAGAACUGAAAUGUGCAUUCCGACCGAGUCAGAUCAAGUUCGAGGCCAAGUCGUUGCCGGGCGAUCAAAUCGAAAUGGUCAAGUACUCGGCGCCGGUGAUGGUGGCGCUUAACAAGCCGUUCAUCAACAUUUUGGAUCAAGUCUCAGAAAUGCAAUCGUUGGAAUGUCAUAAACGAGUUACGGGAAGGGUUGAGGAGUUGAUGGAUCGGCAGAUUUUGUCGUUUGCCAGACAGAUGAAUGAUGAAACGUACUGUAGGAAUCGGUUGAAGGAAUUCCCUCGCCGCAUCGACAUUGACUUCCUCCGCCCAAUGUGGGGAUUCACACUAUCCAGCGAGCCGUUCUUCCGAUCUCUCAUCAAGGCUUCCAUCAAAUUCUCCAUCACUAAACAACUACGCAAAGAGCAAAUCCAAAUUCCCAAAGAGCUUGGCCGCUCGAUGCUCGGCGUCGUCGACGAGACGGGACAACUUCAAUACGGCCAAAUCUUCGUUCAAUACACACAAAACGCGGCCAAGAAGCUGCCGAUGCGUGGACCCAACAUGACAGUACCCGAUGCGAAGAUUGUCACUGGAACAGUGUUGGUCACCAAGAAUCCGUGCAUCGUGACUGGAGACGUUCGAGUGUUUGAAGCUGUCGACAUUCCGGAACUGCAUCACAUGUGUGAUGUGGUGGUGUUCCCACAGCAUGGACCACGCCCACAUCCUGAUGAAAUGGCUGGAUCAGAUUUGGAUGGUGACGAGUAUUCGAUCAUUUGGGAUCAGCAACUGUUGUUGGAUCGAAACGAGGAUCCGUUCGAUUUCAGUGUCGAGAAGAAGGAUCCGGUGCCGUUUGAUUUUGAUCAAAUUGACGACCUUAUGCGCGACUUCUAUGUCAAAUACCUGAAACUCGAUUCCGUCGGAACCAUCUCCAACAACCAUCUUCACAACUCUGACCAGUAUGGAUUGACGUCGACGGUUUGUAUGAAUUUGGCAAAGAAGAAUUCGCAGGCAGUGGAUUUCACAAAGUCUGGAGACCCACCAGCGCCGCUGACAAGAGAGUGGGGUAAAGACCCCGAAACUGGCGAGAACAUCCCGCCGGAAGGCGCCGAACGAAUUCCCGACUACCACAUGGCAAACGAGCGAGUACCAGUGUACGUGAGCCCCCGGCUCUGCGGACGGCUCUUCCGCGAGUUUCAAGCCAUUGACAACGUCAUCAAGAUCUCUGAGGAGCGAGAUGAGCAAUUUGAAGUGCAAAUUGAUGAGACGCUUAUGAUUCAAGGAUAUGAGGCUUAUAUGGAAGGAGCUCGGAAGGAUUUGGCGAACUAUAACGGGCAGUUGAGGGCAAUUAUGGAAACGUAUGGAAUUCGAACCGAGGGAGAAAUCAUGUCGGACUGUAUUCUAGACAUGCGUAACCGAAUCUCAGAUAGGGACCAAGAUGACAAAAUGUCGUUUUACAACACCAACCAAAUGAUUGAGACUAGAACGACAGCACUGUUCUGCAGGUUUAGAGAGAACUUCUUUAAGGAAUUCCACGGCUUCCAAGCGGCAUGCACCGAGAUUCAGAAUAGCAACGACUCGACGAACCCGUUGAACUUUAGAUGUGACGGACCGUCGGUGCCGAUGCUUCAGAAAGCGGUGGCCUGGUAUCGAGCGUGCUACGAAUUCGCCCAAUCCAGCCGAGAAACUCGAAAACUCUCAUUCGCAUGGAUCGUAUUCGAUGUGCUCGCCAAAGUCAAAGAGCACAAUAUGCUUCAUGGAGAAAACGUUGAAAUGGGCGGUGGAAACCCGAUGUACAUCUUCCUUGAAGCUCAUCGAGCACAAUAUAUCGCUGACAAUUUUGAGGAGUUCCAAGAAUUCCGAACUAUGAGUUGCUUGAUCGAGGAUGACCGAUCUGUGAAGGGUGUGAACAUUUUAAGACGGUACAUGGCGAGAUACGAUGGACUGGAUACUGUACUUUUCGUAUUGAUGAAAUGGGGUGAAGCGAUGCAUUUGUUCCAUAACCAGCCGAUUCGAAAGUAUCAAUUCUUCUUGAUGUUCAUCCUAUUCGCCACACGGCAGAUUGGUUUGGCGGAUUUGUUAUCGGAAACUUUUAUAGCAAGAAUUGUGGAAGAUGAUGUUGAAAAUGCUUCUACAGUACCUUUGACAGAGGAUAAAAAAUCGCAUAUGGUUUGUAGAAAAGAAAAAAAAAGAAUGUCGAAAUUCCUGGAAUUCAUGGCUUGUCGAAAAUUCCGCAAACUUCGAAGCAUCUCAUUCCGAGCGCUCGGCAUCCCAGGAGUCUACAUGCGCGGUGAAUGGCACAUUUUCCACGUGGCAUCCAUCAAGACAUACUAUAACAUUUUGUUCAAUUUGCGAUUCGAAGAGUUGCCAAUCUCGACUGACCCAACGAUAACACUAGAAUCAAUGAUCCGUGAGAGUGAACCGUAUACUAUUGAGUUGCCGGAGAGAACAGAAGCGAACGAAUGUUUGAAGAUGUUGACGACGAAGAGUGGAUGUCAGGAGGUGCAUAUGAGAAUGCAGUCGAAUCGAGCCGAAGAUAAGAAGCGUGCGGAUGAAGAGAACGGUAAAGAGAAGUGUGAUAGAGGUAAGGAAUUGGUAGAAAAAAGAAUUAAAAAGAUUUCGAUCCACCGUGAGGUUCGAACCCUCCGCUACAUGGUUUCGGCUCGUGGAAAUGUCGAAUCCCUCCAACGCCUCAAACAACUAACCGCCGUCACCAUCCCAAUCAGAAGUCACAUCGGUGGAAAAGAAGUCGCCAGCCAGAUGGCCAACCUGUGUUUGGAUAAAAUUAUGGAGGAAUCGGAUCGCGGAUAA
This is a messenger RNA of Caenorhabditis briggsae, 5343 nucleotides long. It is a transcript of the gene Cbr-rrf-1, whose product is annotated as Protein CBR-RRF-1. The record is from RefSeq and is a predicted model, not a curated record. The transcript has 17 exons. Gene Ontology annotation, biological process: siRNA processing. Gene Ontology annotation, cellular component: nuclear RNA-directed RNA polymerase complex. The coding region runs from base 1 to 5343 and encodes 1780 amino acids. Gene Ontology annotation, molecular function: RNA-directed RNA polymerase activity. NCBI's taxonomy places the organism in Eukaryota, Metazoa, Nematoda, Chromadorea, Rhabditida, Rhabditidae.